Molecule: messenger RNA, 1291 nt
Organism: Laccaria bicolor S238N-H82
Lineage: Eukaryota; Fungi; Basidiomycota; Agaricomycetes; Agaricales; Hydnangiaceae
Exons: 9
Coding region: 1-1221 (406 amino acids)
Biological process (GO): protein polyubiquitination; ubiquitin-dependent protein catabolic process
Molecular function (GO): ubiquitin protein ligase activity
Source: RefSeq, a predicted model, not a curated record
AUGUCACCACGCCUGGGGGUACUCAACAACAUCCCCUUCGCCAUCCCCUUCGAAGCACGUGUCGCGAUCUUUCGGAAUUUCGUCAUGAGCGAUAUGAUGUCGCGAGAAGGCCAGCACGCGAUGUUUUUUAGGGGCUUGAGGGGUAAUGGACGGGAGAGGGUGCAAGUGCGUAGGGGGAUGGUUGCUCAGGACGGCUUUGAUAGACUGGGGGAGGUGGAUUUGAAGGCGCCGAUUGAGAUUACGUUUAUUGAUCAGUUUGGGCAGGAGGAGGCUGGUAUUGAUGGCGGAGGCGUCUUCAAGGAAUUUUUCACCUCCUUGUGCAAGGAAGUAUUCGAUACCGAUCGUGGCCUCUGGUUGGAAAAUAAGAAGAAUGAACUAUAUCCGAACCCACAUGCGUAUGCUACAGAAGCCCACAGCCUCAACUGGUACCGGUUUAUUGGUCGUAUUCUUGGAAAAGCGAUGUAUGAAGGCAUUCUUGUGGACGUAGCAUUCGCAGGUUUCUUCUUGGCAAAGUGGUUGGGGAAACAGAGCUUUUUAGACGACCUCGUCUCUUUGGACCCAGAUUUAUACAAUGGUCUGAUUUUCCUCAAACACUACACAGGAAACACAGAUGACCUGUCGUUGAAUUUUACUAUUGCCGUCGACGAAAUCGGCGUGACGAAGAUCAUCGACCUCAUUCCAAACGGAAGCAACAUUGCGGUCACUAAGGAAAACCGGCUGAAAUAUAUUUACCUGGUAUCCCAUUACCGACUCACGAAGCAAAUCAGACGACAGAGCGAUGCCUUCUUUGAGGGCUUGAGCGAAAUGAUUGAUCCUAAAUGGCUCAGAAUGUUCAAUCAGCAAGAAGUUCAAAUACUCAUCGGUGGCGUCAAUUCCUUGAUCGAUCUCGAUGAUCUACGACGGCACACAAAUUAUGGUGGGCUAUACGACGACAAGCACGAGAACAUUGUCGAUUUUUGGAAUGUUGUCAAUACAUUUGACCAAGAUCAACGUCGCGCAUUGCUAAGAUUCGUUACCAGCUGCAGUCGGCCCCCACUUCUCGGAUUCAAAGAACUCGUUCCUAAUUUUAGCAUUCGGGAUGCUGGCGCCGACCCACAGCGUUUGCCCACUGCCAGCACCUGUAUCAAUCUCCUGAAGCUUCCGAGGUAUCCAAACGCGAGAAUAUUGAAGUCAAAGCUGCUUCAAGCUAUAAGCUCUGGCGCUGGGUUUGAUUUGUCGUGAAGAACGAAGACAUCUGAUAACUUGUAGACUUGAAGCAUAUUCAGAAUUGAGAAUUGAAGAAGUGAAAUUC